Messenger RNA from Vitis riparia (riverbank grape), 1115 nucleotides. Its product is annotated as cytokinesis protein sepA-like. The transcript has a single exon. Gene Ontology annotation, biological process: defense response. The coding region runs from base 107 to 916 and encodes 269 amino acids. The record is from RefSeq and is a predicted model, not a curated record. NCBI's taxonomy places the organism in Eukaryota, Viridiplantae, Streptophyta, Magnoliopsida, Vitales, Vitaceae.
AACGUGUGAUCAGCCUAGUGCUAAGUGUCAUAUUACGUUGACAACAGUGUCCGUCAUUGGCCUAUCCCUCGCACCGUUCCCCAAGCAGCGCACGUUAGAACCAACUAUGGCAUCAUCUCGUCCUCUGGACAUCGACGUCACCGUCGUCUCCGCUAAGCACCUCAAGAACGUUAACUGGAAACAUGGUGAACUCAAGCCGUACGCCAUCUUCUGGGUCGACCCGGACCGCCGGCUUGCUACCAAACCAGACGAAUCCGGCUCGACUUGUCCUGUCUGGAACGAGCGGUUCACCUUCUCCGUCAACCUUCCCCUCCACGGCUCAGUCCUCACUCUCGAAGUCUUCCAUUCCAAACCCUCCGAGACCCCCAAACCCCUGGUUGGAUCGCUCCAAGUCCCCCUCAAAGACCUGCUCGACUCGGACGAUUCCAACCGCAUCAAAACAUUCCAACUCCGCCGUCCCUCCGGCCGUCCCCAAGGCAAGAUCCGCGUAAAACUUGCCAUCCGAGAACGCCCCUCACCCCCGGCGCCCGAUUGCUAUCUUACCCCACCGGCGUCCUUCUAUUAUUCCAGUUCCCCUCCUCCACCUGCGCCUAAUCCUGGAGGAUACUCCCACCUAUCGCAUACCAUUCCUCUCCCUCCUCCGGUGCCUCAAUCGUCGUCUCCGCAUCCCUACGGCACCUUUUGCAAUCCUUAUCCUGGCUACUACGGGUACUACUCGCGGGCGCCGCCGCCGCCGCCUCCGAGGCCGUUCUUUGAUUGGUCGGCGAAUUACGGUGGGCCAUCUGCGCCGGUUGAUCAUUCGCCCUAUGAUCAGAAGCAAAUGGGGGUAAAGUACGAGGAGGCAAAUAUCAAAGACAGGGCCGAGAGUGAAUUGGGUGCUCGGGACUAUUACAAAGAUCAUCGCUUUGAUUACUAAUAAAAUUCUAGGGUUUGGGUCCCCAUGCCAGAGGUAAUAUUGAACAUCUGGCACUCAAUAUUAGCUUUCCCAUUUUAUGGCAUAUUUCUAUAUAGACUAUCUUGAUUGUGGGUAUAUCUCAGGGCCAUUGAAUGCUUUGUUGAUGAAAAGCCAUGUGAUAUGAAUGAAUGAAUGAAUAAAUGGUGGUUCUUUUGAGCAA